AUAACUACUUGUUGACUUCAAUUAGAGAUCUUCUAUUUAUUUCCCUAUGUCCAUGUAGUUCCUGUUUCCUAUUAUUUGUGCCUACAUCUUUCAAAAGCUGUAAGUUUCUCUGUUUAAUCAUUUAAGAAACAACAUGAUAUAUAUUCCAAACAUGUCUGAAGUGAAGAAAAUAUAGAAUUAGCAAUUUCAAUUAUAUAUUUAUUAAUAUUAUUAUUGAAUUGUUAACAGUUACAAUACCAGAUACCCCUACUACGGACUACGACUACGAGACACUUUCUUAGUUCUAUCUCAAAUCUCAGACUAUCUGAUCAAUAAAAAAUAACUUAAUUAAAAAUUAUUUAUAGUAUAGGAUUAAUUAUUAAAUAAUAAAAUAUUAUUAGACUACAAAUUUAAAUCUUAAAUAAGUUAAUAAUCAUAAUCAGGCAAAAAUUCUUAACCUAAGAAGACUCCUGACUCCUAGCCUAGAGUCUAGAGAGGUAAUUUCUUAAUUUACCACUUGAGCCAACAUUAAGAAAUCUUGCUCUGAGUCUGUUUGAAACGUUCACAUCUUAUCGAGUCCUGUUUUGAUUCAAGCUUCCACAGACCAUGUUACCAUGUUCUACUAUUUCAUUCACACAGCUUGAAGGCAACCCUUUGUCUUCAUAAUCAUAAUCAUUUAGUAUCUGUUUUGCAAUUUUUAGAUCGCUCUUCUGCUCUUUGAUAAUUUGCAUAUGAGUUGGUGUCUUAUCAUUUAUGACUUAUGAUUAUUAAUUUUACUCUUCUUUGAGACUUGCGUAAAAUGAAAAAUCAACAUCAGGAUUGACCGUUUUAGCUUUUGAAAAAAUAUCUUUUUCUGAGAUCUUUGAACUCAUGAUCAUUGUAACAGCAUAUGCUGGAUAUAUCUCUGGAUAUUCAACUUGAGAUUAAGUCAAACAAGGUUUAUGAGUAACGAUGGGUUCGGCUAUCACCUUCCCACCAGCUAAGUCAUUUCCUAGAAGCAAAGAGAGGCAGUUGAAUGGUAACGUUGGUCGGACUCCCACAACCACAGGUCUGUAGACUAGACAUGACUUGAGUUUGUUAAGAUGUUAAGGUACAUCAUUGCAACCCAACAUUGUUUGAAUAUCGCUUCCAGUUUCAGACAAAGGAAGUAUACCCUAAAGUAGAAAGAACUGUAAAGCAACUGUGUCUUGUAAUAUUUUGAUAGGUCGUAGACUGGAAUAAUCACCUGGCAGUGACAUAAAUCCUUCCAAUAAGAAGGGCAUAAAGUAGUUUCUGAUGUAGAAGUUUGGAGCUUGGUAGGAAAACUCUUGUCGCAGUCUUGAGAACAUGUAGCGAGGGAAGAAGAAUUAAAACUCUUGGUAGAUUCAUGACUUGCACUCAGUUCCUUGGUAGAACGUCUUCUUGGCAUCAAGAGGAUCUUGGUGACGAGCUCAUAAAACUAACAGACAAAGCAGGAACCUUGCUGGAGUCAGUAAAACUAGCCAUAAUGUUCAGAAUAAAACUCUUUUAUGAGUUAUGACAAACCUCUUUGAAGUUUGUAUGGACAUCUAGAGAGAGUAUAAACUUUUGGAUUUUGAAAAAUAUGUUUCCAGAUGUAUGACGAGAUGUACGGUACAAGCGAAGACCAGGAUGCGUGGCCUUCUCAUUUUUCUUCUUCAGUUUCUAGCUAUCAUCCCAUUUACGACCUUCCUUUUACAAUAGAUACAGAUGUCCCUUGAUUUGAUUCUUUUGUGCCAGACUUGUGUGAUCUUUGUUGAGGUAUGCUAUAAGUUUAUAAGUUGAUAUUGUUGCUGUAUGGUUCUGGUUCUGGUAGUGUUCGUUGCUGGAUCCAUAUACUGGCAUCUGUGCAACGGUUGGGGAAGCGAUGUUGCUAUUCUAAUAGCUCUUAGCAGAUGCCAGGGCAGCCUUGAAGCUUUCGACCGAUGUUGAGUCCACAGCGGCAUUGUUGAGGUGGUUCCAAGCAAUUAUUGUGCAUGGGAAGAAUGAUUUUUUAUAGUGCACUGUGUUAAAUCGAGGCACAGUGAAGCAUUUGCUAUUGUUUCGGGUGCAAUUUUUUGUUUAUGGGGUUGUCAUUGUUGAAAUCAGUGUUCAGUGAGCGUUUGGCUCUGAUAAAUCAAUCUUGUGUCAAACCGACUCUUGGAGAAUUGAUGCGAGAUAGUGAAGUCAUCAGCCAAAACUGCCGCCUUUUUUGCAGACCAUCUUUGCCACAGUCUGCAAUAUUUGCAUGUACGUCUAGAUGCAAACAGUGCUUGAACUCUUCUAUCAGUAUGAGGAUCUUAAAUUAACUGAAGUCUGUGUUGAUGUUCAUUGCAUAAGCCACUUUUCCAGGAGUCAUUCCUUUUCUUGCAGAAACUCAACAUGAGUUUGACCAUCUUGUUUCAACAACUCCCUAAACUUUUUACGGUACGUUUCGGGGACACAUUCAUAAUACUUGAGUUUUAAUGACUUUACAAGCUUACAGCCCCCCCUGCUGUCCAGCAUCCAAGGACACAAAAACUUUAGGCGCCCGACCAGACAAAACUGGUUGCAAUGAGGUAGACCAAAGAUUUGAAAAAAUACAGGGAUUAACUUUGCAAAUUUAAUUGCAUCACAACAUUGACUGGUCUAUUUUCCACGGCACUGUGGUUACUCAUAAUUUACAUUUCUUUUAAUUUUAUUUUUAUUUUUAGUUCUUCAUGGGCAUCUACCUCCAUUUGCUUGAACUAUUUUUCUUUUUUUUUAGCUUCAUUUGUUUUAGCUUUAGUUGAAGCUCCGAGCUAGGAUCGUUCACUGAGGCUACAUCAUCCUCUGACAGAUUUUCAUCCACUACGUGGACAAUGAUUAAAUCUCUAACAGUCUUUUUUAAAACAAAACAAGCUACAUUUAUUCCUAAUUCUUUUUGCAAUGGAAAAUAUAUCUUUUCGAGAAAAUUUGUUUAAUGUCUUUACUGCUGGGUUUUUUUACAUUUGAGACAGGUAAAUUGUAAGGAUAUAUUUAAUUAAUUUACAAGCUUAAUGAGCACACUUAUAAAAGUAAAAAAUAAGUAACUAGCUCUAGUAUUAGUAUUGAUAUUGUUAAAUGGUAAAGUGAAAACAAUUUGUUAUUGGUGGCAAUAAGAAAAGAUGGAUACCAAUCACCGUGCCAUGUUGAAAUAGAAUUAGGUAAACACACAGGCUAUAAAAACCCAGUGUACCUGAGAAAAAAAGCAAGGUCAGAGCCAGACUGAGUGCAGAGUACAGUGGGGCCUUGGAAUCCAAACUUAAUCCAUUUCAGAGCUCCGUUUGAGUUCCAAAUUGUUUGGGUUCCAAGUCAGUUUUUUCCCUUAAAAUAAUAGAAACUGGAUUAUUCCGCUCCUGGGUCCCACAAAAUCUAUGGAUCCGAAACCUUUUACUUAAAGUUCUUGAACCACCUCCUACUGGCCUUAAAGACCACCUUUAAUCCAUUUAAAGACGAUUUUUUUCCCAUCUCCUGCUUGACUCCUACUUUCUUUUUGAUCUCAUAGACACAAACAUCAGCUGCUGUGGUAGCUUCUUUAUUUUUCAAAAUAGUACAGUCGAUUUAGGCAUCCCAAAUUUAGUACGUAGAUCAGAUAUUAAUGUAGUGUAAUUCAGAUGAAAUGUUUUCUCUGCAGCUUUCUACAAAGAACUGAACGACAAAGCUUAAGGGUGGCCUGAACGCUGAUGAAAUGAAUACAUAGAAAAAACACGAAGAACAGGUUGAGCAUUCAAAUUCCAAAGCAGCAUUUAUAUUUCAAGUGAAUCAUCAUUUAGAAUCCAAUCGUUUUUCAAAUUAUUCAAGUUUGUCAUGUAGUCUAGAUGAGCGUUUGUGGUGUGUUUAUCGUAGUAAUUGCAGAAGCAGGCUAAGACAUUUUACUUUAAUGUGACAUCUUGAAAGCUAAGUGGUUUUUGGAGUGUGGAAUAGUCAGUGUUUUCUUCCAAUUUAAACUCCUUUGUGUUUAUAGAUGAAUUUUCAAAAGUGAUACAAACAAUGUGUUUACAUUCACAUAUAAAGUUUUACCUUUGUACAUUACUGGAAGACUUGCAGAAAUUAAUGAAAUAAUCACAGGUGCUAUCCAUAACAAGAAUCAUGCUAUUUUGGACAUUUCCCCCAUCACCAUAAACCUACCCUCAUCACAAAUACAUAACCCCCUCCCUCCCUUUUCCCACCCUACCUGAAUGUGUGUACCCAUUUAUGGAUGGCCUCUAUAGCUAAUAAAACUACUUGGGGCCUCCAGGCCUGAUUCCUAAGGAGUUUGCCCAGCACUAAACACCCACCAACCAGACUGUGAGCCUGCAUCCCAGGAGUUUUGAGGACACCUCACCCACAAUCUACUGCUGUGAAAUCCAUCCCAGAAUGUACAGCUGGAAAGGCUAUCCUACAAUGUACAGCUGGAAAGUCUAUUCCACAAUGUACAGCUGGGAAGUCCACAUCCGUCCCUGCUCUGAGAACUUUUGCAGGCGCUAAGAAGAGGCCCCACUUCAAACAUUUAAUUGACCUUGUGUAUUUAUAGAUCAACCCAGAUCAUCAAUUGUUUAAUAUUUAUAAAAUAAGUUGUAAAAAGUCAGAAAAAAUCUAUCUUACUACAAAGCAAGGAUGAUGAUGAAAUAUUAAAUUAUUAUGGGAGGCCAAUAUAAGAACCUAGAUUGUAAAAUUAUAUGCAAAAGUUGAUUCAAGGCAUCCCUAUAAGUAUAAGCAAUUAUUUUCAUACUUUUAAGAUUGUGAUUUCUAUGUAAAUUUAAUGUAAAUAAAUAUGCUUGUUUCAUUUUAAUGUAAUUGGUUGUAGAAUUAUUUUGAAUAACAUGGAGGUGGAUAUGAAUAAUGAUACAUUCCUCUGUGAUUGAUUUGAAUCCAAACAUCUAACCACUGGGUGAUAAUUCACACUAGCGUUAUCCACUAAAAUUUAGUAAUGUAAGUCAUUUCACCAGAACAUUCCUGAGUUUUAGCAAACAACUAAUUGGGAUGUUAAAAAAAAACGAAUUCCUGGAUCAUGACGCUGCUUUAAUCUGUUCUUUGUCUACACAAAAUUCCUGUCAUGAUUUUAUUUGUUGCUUUGAAAUGUUGAGAGUUUGUCUCUGUUAUUUCUCUUGCAGGAAUUAGUGAAAAUAAUUACCUACACUUUGUUGCAUCUCCUUAAAUUUUAAUUUCUCCUUUCUUAAUUUAUGCCUUGUGCCUAUGUAAAAUCCACAGAGAGAAUAAUUGACUUUUGUUUUGUUUUAGUUGUUGAAAAUGCAAACAAUAGUUCUUUAAAACUUGAAUAAUCCUCAAUUAAUUUAAACAAAUUUGUUUGUCCCCACUUUAUUUCUACCAGAUGGACAGAAACUGGAGUCAACGAGGUGUACCAUACAAGGCAUGUUUAGUCUCCCUUAUUGUUGGGAUAUGCCCUUUUUUGAUUGGAUUUGUUGCACCUGAUUGGCUCUGGUUUACUAGGAGAGGAGAAAAUGCCACUGAAGUUGAUGGCUCUUUUGGUCUCUGGGAAAUGUGUGUAGACUACAAGUGUUCAAGCAAUGAUAUUCUAGGAAAUCAAGUUGUUGAUGGUAUUAAAAUAUAUUAAAACUUUAAAUAUGCUAUAAAGUAACACAAAAUUGGUCAGAAAUUUCUCUUCCCUUUCUUUAUUAAGAGUAUACUUAUACAUUGGUUAUUAAAUUAAAAGUAAUUUGACUGAUAAGUUAGAAGAUUCUUCUUAAAAAAUCUUUAUACUACGUACCUAUGUUUUUCAAAAGUGAGUUGGAACAUAUAUUUUUUUAAAAUAAUACAGAAUUUAAUGUGAUUGUUACAAAAGUACAUAACACUUACAGAUUGGUUCCUGGCUGUGGUCAUUUUCCAAACGAUAGCUCUGCCAUUCUACAUGGUUGCAUUGGUAAUGGCCAUUCUUCAGAAUUUUACACCGAGGAGAUGGCUUCGCACUAUUCGUGUUGUAAGGCUAAGGCAGUUACUUCAUAAGGACAGUGAGACUCCAGAAGAUUUGGCGUUUAUUGCAGGUGAACGAUCCACAUUUUUUAAAUAAAAAUUAUAAGUUGAAGGAGAGAGCACUUAUGUGAUAUUAAGCAUUUAAAAAAAUUAAUCUAUCUGAUCUUAACUUUGAAUAUUUUAUCUGUGAAUCAUUAUUUAAACUCCUAAUAUCAAGGAGAAAACUUUGAAACAUUGAGUUUAUGUAUGGGGAUUCAUAAAUUUUCUCAAGCAAAUUUUUCUGAUAUGAGUUUUAAUAUUAAUGCACUUAGUCUUUGCGUAAGAAUUAAAGGUUGUAUCAACAUUUUGAAGAUUCCUUGCUCUGUCCAGGUUUCCUCAGUUUCUUGGCCAUCAUUGUCUUCAUGAUCAUGACUGCUGAUAUAGUGUCUAAAGGAGCCUACUACUCCUGGGGAUUUGCCAUGUCUUUUACUGGUGCAAGCAUUCCUGUCAUCUCAGGAGUGCUCAUGUGUAAAGCCCAUUCACCAAGCUUUGGUCCUGCCCCACAGCCUGCUGAGCCUCGUGUGGUCCACACAUUGUCACCCACAGCCAGCAGGCGGCCUGAGAGAAGAGUGGAACGACCAUCAGAUAGGAGAUACAGGAGAUAAAUGUGUGCAAAAGUAUUUAAAAACAACUUUCUGUGGAGGGAUGUUAAUAACUAAAUAUAUUUUGUUUAGAUGACUUUACACUACUAUAAUGUAAACCCAUAUUAUCCUUAUCAUUUUCUAAAAUUGACUACUGGUAUGUAAUGAGCAUGUAUAUAGAGUAGUCAAAAUAUCAUGAUUCUAGAAAAAAAAAUUAACAUAAAAUAUAAAUAUUCAGCAGUAUUUACCUUAUGCAGUACACAUCAAAAGUUGGUUAUUUAAAACUUACUUUACAGACCUGAUAAAUAAUAUACUUUAAAGUGUUCAAUUUCUUGUAAAUGUUUUAUACGUCUAUCAAUGUUUUCUUAAAAUUUUUUUUUGUUCUCUGCAGUUUUCAAGAAGCAGAGCCACUAGUAAAAUAUGGUUCAAUUUUGUUGGAAAAUCCCAAGUAUUCUAGUUAAUUAAUCCUUUAAUUGAUGAAAUACACUUUCUUACACCAUGUAUCAGGAUUGAACAAUUUUAUAUAGUUUUCAAACUCAAGAACAACCUCAUGAGUACCGCUACUGUUUUUUUACAAUUACAUUUUGCUGGUAAAUGUAUUAACACAGUUGUGGUCGAUCUUGAAUGUUUAAUAGUAAACUUUCAAGGUUAUCAAUAAUGUACAUAUAAUUGUAAACUUUUCUGUCUUAAUUGAUUUUUUUUUUCCCGUGUUAGUUCACAGUUUAAUAAUGCCAGUCAGCAUAAUCUGUCGUUCCCACAACUUGCAAUUAUGUAUCUAAUGUUAUCAUAUACCUACGGAUUGGACUAAUAAUGACACACCCUAGUUAUUUUGUUAAGCAUUGUAAGCAGUUUUGUAAUGAGUUUACAUUUUCUCCAUCCAUUCACAUGUUGCCUUUUGAUGAACUUUAUGCCUUUAAUCCUUGAAAUGAAAUCUACAGUUCAAUGAUUGAAAGUUUGUUGGCAUAUUGCAAAUAUACAGUUUUGUUAAAAAAAAAAUAUGUUAAGAAAGAUGUUACUGUUUGAGUAUUUACUUGGUUAACUUGCUGCUAAAGACAAGUUCAUUCUUUUUAAAUAUCUUGACAUCUCAUUUUCUGUUGAUUUGAUAGAAAAUUUAAUUAAUUUGCUGGUCACUUUUAUGUGUAUUUACCAUGGUUAAAGAUACACAGAAAUUUCUUUUUAAAAAUAUUUUUACAUUUAUGAUCAACAUUUUUUUAGUUUUUUUUAUCAUCAUGGAAAUUUUACAUUGGGAUUAAUGUAGAUAUUUUGUACAUAAAAUUAUUGUUUGUUGACUAUCAACUUAACAAAUAUUACUGUACAUAGUAAAAUUGUCUUCCCAAUUAGAAGAAACUAUGCUUUUUUUCCCAGUCAGUGCAGAUCCAGGUCAGUCAAAGCAGCACAUUUACACCAUUAUGCAGUUAAACGUGUCCUUUCUGCUGAGGUUUCUGAAAAAAGGACAUGAGAGCUUGUUCUCACAUACCCACAGUUUUCACUGUACUGUUACUUACUGCCUUUUUUAUUUGAUGUAUCAUGAGAAAAAAUGUUUUUCCAUUGCUCUGAGGAUGCAUACAUUAUACUGUGAUAAAAAUGUCAAAUAACUUACAAUUAUAUGUAAUCUCUUUGAACUCAGCAUAGUUACAGUACUUACACUAAUUUUUGCAAUAUGAGUCAGUUUUACCUACAAAAUCAACAUGUUAAUUAUGACAAGAAUCAUGGAAUCAUUGCUGCAAAUAAAUUUACAGGCUAAUUUAAAAGCAAAUUGCCCCACCAACAAAGGAUUACAAGCUUGAGGAUAUAGUACUGAAACAGUUUACACCUUUUUUUAAGGAUGAUUGAUUAAAUCAUCCACUAAAGUGCUGAUUAAUAACAAUGUUAUUUGCUGAAUGCUUUCAUUGUGUUGAGGAAGUAAACCCAGUUGAUGUUUUAUUUUUUGUUAUCUGUUUACAUUGAAGUAAUUUAUUAUUUAAAACAUUACUCAUUGGUGAUUAAAAAUACAGAAUAUAAAUUAAGCAUAUUUUUUGUGCACAGAAUUUAGUGAUUUUAAAAGUUAGGGAAUCAUAUAACCAUCUAUAAACUAUAAUGCUUGUUAUGCCAUCUUCAACUUGAAAAUACUGCUGGAAAUUUGGACAAAACAAAUAUUGCAAAUUAUUGGUUAAUUGAACAAUAAUUCCAGCAUUUCAAUUCAUUCAGAUAUCAAGUAUUUGUAGAGUUCAGUCCAAUCAAGACCUUUCCCAAAAAUGGUUCAAUUAUUUAUUCGUAUGCAAUGAAAUGCCUCUCAUUUUUUGGUCUGAGUAGGUUACAUUACCCCGGGUACAUAGUUUUUUAAAAAUAGUUUUUAAUUAAAACUGAUUGUUUUUUGUGUUCAAAUAUAUAUAAUGCUAGUAGAACCAUUCCAUAGUUGAAACACUAACCAUUCCAAACAGAAUUAUUUACUUUAAUGCCUUACCAUGGUCCCUGCUGUUCCUCUUCACUUUUACUAUUAUGCAUUUGCUAAUGAAUAUUAUCUGAUUUAUAAUGGAAACUGCAAAUGAUAAAUGAAUAAUGACAAACUGUUUUGUGCCUCAUUGCUGACAUGUUUUGUGUUGUAAUGCUUGUAUGUGCAAGCUUACAUCACUAUAGUGUCUUUAAUAUUUUUACUGAUAAGUGUGAUUUUUAUGUACAUACUGCAUUAGCAAAUUUUUUGUAUAUUAUCAUGUAGUGAUUCUAGAAAAACUAUGUUUAAUGGCUUAUAUUAUACUUGUAAUUAAUCAUAAUAAUAUUAAAUAACUUAUUUAACUUUUGUGGAAAAGGAUGUUAAUACAUUUUGCCAAAAUAUUUAUAUAUAAUGCAAUGCAGUAUAUUCACAUAAAAAAAAUCAGACUCUGUUGUUUAUUAAGUACUAGACUGUAUUAAUUGUACAUUUUAAUUUAAGCAACUAAAAAUAACCCUCCCAAACAAACAAUGGUGGAAGCAAUGCAUGAACUUCCCAUUUUCUAAGUUUAAUUGACAAAAAAAUUUUUUCCUGGUAUCUUUCUAUCACAGUGUGAUGAUGGUGUAGACUUCACCGUAUGAAAUCAUAAGGCCUUGGAUUUUUUUCUUUAGGAUAAAUUGUUCCCUAAACAGCAAAUCACCUCCCUCUGUGCAUCUGGAUAAACCAAGGGAAUAUGUGUGGAUGAUACUGCUUGGCACCCAUAGCGCCCCAGGAGUUGCUGAAAUUUUCAUUGUGUCAAUGUCAUGCCGCCUACAGACUCCAUCUUUGGGUUUAAAUUCCGAGUUUUGAUUCUCUUAGAUAAGUAGCCAACCCGGGUUAACCCAUCCACCUGAGAUAGUGUUAUUGUUUGUCUAGGCGUUUGCUGGGGAUUGAAAUCCAGUCCACAAGCCUGGGACUUUUUCAGUUUAGAUCGCUUGCACACCCAGCAUAAACAUGCAUACAAAUCGAACUAUUACAUGUGAUAUUUAAUAGCUGCAUGAUCUCAUUCUGUCACUCCUGUGGAGCGCCCUCAAGGGAUGCUUUAAUGCUCAGUAUAUAUUCAAGGCAGUGGUAUUAACAUAUGGGGGGGGGGGGGGCCGUGGGGGUUGGUAAGUUUUGGACCCGAAUUAAAUAAGAUUGAUAGAUAGGACAUCAGUACAACGAUUUCCAUUACCCGUUAAAGUCAUAUUAAGAGAUAGUAAUUCUUAUAGAUGGUUUUGUUUAGACAACUCGGAUGAAAUUUUUGAAAGAUCUGGAGCACUUAGUAAUUAAGUAGGUUUUUAUUAAGGGACAAGUUGGGUUACCUUAUGACACGAUUCAAUUUUUCAAAUCUGUUAUUAAUUGUAGGCCUAAUUGCAUCUUAUGUACUAAAAAAACAGCACAUUUUAUCUGAUAUUGUGCCCUUUUUUUUAAAUGACAAUGUGAUUUAAAUUAAAUUUAUAUCAGGCUCUUAACUCUCUCCUGUUCAUACCCGAUUUCCUUUGAGAGUUUUAAUUAUUUUUUUGCUAUGUGUCCUUGUGUUAAUAAAAAUGCCUUACUACAGAGACAUGACGUUACAAUAAAUCUUCACCAAUCAAUUAAAAGUACAAUUCAUGUG
Molecule: messenger RNA, 10528 nt
Organism: Lymnaea stagnalis (great pond snail)
Lineage: Eukaryota; Metazoa; Mollusca; Gastropoda; Lymnaeidae
Source: the annotation of a GenBank genome assembly